AUAUCAAAGAGCACGUGAAGCAGCUGGAGAAGGCCGUGUCAGGGAAGGAGCCACGCUAUGUCCUGCGUGCUUUGCGGGCUCUGCCCUCCACCUCCCGCCGACUCAACUCCAACGUGCUUCACAAAGCCAUCAAUGGCUUCUUCACCUCCAACAGCACCAUGCGGGACUUCCUCCUCAGCUUCCUGGAGGAGUCCAUGGACACGGAAGCAGAGCUGCAGUUUCGCCCACGGACGGGGAAGGCGGCCUCAGCACCUCUCCUGCCAGAAGUGGAGACCUACCUCCAGCUGCUUCUCGUCAUCUACCUGAUGAAUAGCAAGCGAUACCCAGAGGCUCAGAAAGUGUCUGAUGACCUAAUGCAGAAGAUCAGUUCCCAAAACCGCCGAGCCCUUGACCUGGUGGUGGCAAAAUGUUAUUAUUACCACUCCCGCAUCUAUGAAUUCCUGAAUAAACUCGAUGUGGUCAGGAGCUUCCUGCAUGCCCGGCUACGGACAGCCACACUGCGCCAUGAUGCAGACGGGCAGGCCACCCUCCUCAACCUGCUGCUGAGGAACUAUCUCCACUACAACCUCUAUGACCAGGCAGAAAAGCUUGUCUCCAAGUCUGUGUUUCCCGAGCAAGCCAACAACAAUGAGUGGGCUCGGUACCUUUAUUACACAGGGCGCAUUAAGGCCAUCCAGCUGGAGUACUCGGAGGCGCGGAGGACCAUGACGAACGCCCUGCGGAAGGCACCGCAGCACACGGCCGUCGGCUUCAAGCAGACGGUGCACAAGCUGCUCAUUGUGGUGGAACUGCUGCUCGGGGAGAUCCCGGACAGGCUCCAGUUCAGACAACCCUCCCUCAAGCGGUCGCUCAUGCCCUACUUCCUCCUGACUCAGGCCGUCAGGACCGGGAACCUGGCCAAGUUCAACCAAGUCCUUGAUCAGUUUGGGGACAAGUUCCAGGCCGAUGGCACCUACACCCUGAUCAUUCGUCUGAGGCACAACGUCAUCAAGACGGGUGUCCGUAUGAUCAGCCUCUCCUAUUCUCGCAUCUCCCUGGCCGAUAUUGCCCAGAAGCUGCAGCUGGACAGUCCGGAGGAUGCGGAGUUCAUUGUUGCCAAGGCCAUCCGGGACGGUGUGAUCGAGGCCAGCAUUAACCACGAGAAGGGCUACGUCCAGUCGAAGGAAAUGAUCGACAUCUACUCCACCCGGGAGCCCCAGCUGGCCUUUCACCAGCGCAUCUCUUUCUGCCUCGACAUCCACAACAUGUCUGUCAAGGCCAUGAGGUUCCCACCCAAAUCUUACAACAAGGACUUGGAGUCUGCAGAGGAGCGCCGGGAGCGCGAGCAGCAGGACCUGGAGUUCGCAAAGGAGAUGGCAGAGGACGAUGAUGACGGUUUUCCGUGACCCUCUGGCCUGGCUGUAUUUUUUUAUUUGUCCCUAGGGAAGAUGCUGUCUGAGCGGAGCUCCCCCCCGCAGCCCCGGUCCCCCCGUCUGCCUUUGUUUUAUAAAUACCUGCAUGUCUGUACUGCGGGCGGGGACGUGGGGGUUCCCUGGGCCCACAGCCGUAGGCCCUGCUCUCCCGUCCCCCUGCCACCCACGGUGGGAACCCCCUUCCCCAAUAAACAAACAUUCUUUUAAGGUUGCUUGUGGUCACGGUGGUUGCUGAGCCCGGCAGAGGUGCAGACAAGCCCACGAAGGGGGAGCUGCCGGGGCAGCGGGGCCAGGGCAGGCGCGGGGCUGGAGCACGGCUCCGCAGGGACCGUGGGUGCCCCCAGCUCUCACAACAAUAAUGGGGUCAAACUUUGUUAAGCUUCAAUUAUGACUUUUAAAAUAAAAGUUGGAAAAACA
Phaethon lepturus (White-tailed tropicbird) is the source of this 1829-nucleotide messenger RNA. RefSeq names its product proteasome (prosome, macropain) 26S subunit, non-ATPase, 3 (gene PSMD3). The annotation marks the transcript as partial. Gene Ontology annotation, cellular component: proteasome regulatory particle, lid subcomplex; proteasome complex. Gene Ontology annotation, biological process: ubiquitin-dependent protein catabolic process; regulation of protein catabolic process. Lineage: Eukaryota; Metazoa; Chordata; Aves; Phaethontiformes; Phaethontidae. The transcript has 11 exons. Gene Ontology annotation, molecular function: protein binding; enzyme regulator activity. The record is from RefSeq and is a predicted model, not a curated record.